AUGGCUUGUACUGCAAGGUCCGACGCGUUGCUUCAACAGAAAGCGAAAAAGAAACUAUUAAGUUCACAAACGCCUUUGGAGAAGCUUACUCAUGCGUGCUUAGCAAGGGGUGCAAACGGAAUAGUCGGAUUUGGAAGGCAAUUCCGAAUCAUGGACGAUGACGGAAACAAGCAAAUUGACUAUAGGGAAUUUGUCAAAGGUUGCAGGGACUUUGGAGCGGACCUAACAGCGGAUGAAGUCCGAGAAAUAUUUCAGACCAUUGAUAAAAAUAACAGCGGAUCCAUCGACUUUGAAGAAUUUCUGAGAGCUGUUAGAGUUGAAGACCUGAAGGGUGUGUAUAAUUGUAGAAGUCACCCCAAAUUUAUCAACGGCGAGAAGACAGAGGAAGAGUUAUUUUAUGAAUUCUUGAAAACCUUCCAACCAGAAAAUGAUUGGGAUGAAAAGGUAACCAUCGAGGAAUUCCUCAACUACUACAGUGGAGUGAGCGCAUCCAUAGACAAUGAUGCCUACUUCGACCUCAUGAUGCGCAAUGCAUUCAAGCUUGCAUCGUUUUCUUCAUUCACAUUUCAGGUUACCCGAGACGAAUUUCUCAGUUAUUAUUCCGGUUUAAGCGCAUCCAUUGACAAUGACGCGUAUUUUGACCUUAUCAUGCGAAGUGCUUACAAGUUAUGA
Echinostoma caproni is the source of this 672-nucleotide messenger RNA. NCBI's taxonomy places the organism in Eukaryota, Metazoa, Platyhelminthes, Trematoda, Plagiorchiida, Echinostomatidae. The record is from the annotation of a GenBank genome assembly.